Messenger RNA from Andrographis paniculata, 1695 nucleotides. RefSeq names its product transcription factor SCREAM2-like. The coding region runs from base 100 to 1557 and encodes 485 amino acids. Lineage: Eukaryota; Viridiplantae; Streptophyta; Magnoliopsida; Lamiales; Acanthaceae. The transcript is spliced from 4 exons. Gene Ontology annotation, molecular function: protein dimerization activity; sequence-specific DNA binding; DNA-binding transcription factor activity. The record is from RefSeq and is a predicted model, not a curated record. Gene Ontology annotation, cellular component: nucleus. Gene Ontology annotation, biological process: regulation of DNA-templated transcription.
UUUUUUCUUUGUCCCCAUUCCCUAUUGCUUGAACCUCCAUUGCAGAGUCUGUUGUGCAUUCAUCAUUACCAUCUUCGAAGCUUCGUGACUUUUAAGGAUAUGCUGUCGGGAGGAAACAGCAUCGUUUGGAAUAACCAUGGCGAGCCCAAUAACGAAGAACUGAUGGAAAUGGCAGGCACCAUCUCUUCUUCUUCAUUCAAAUCCAUUCUCGAAGCUGAAGAUGAUCCCACCAAUAUCUGGUACAACUCCGCCGCCGGCCGCCAUGGCAUCUCAACAUUCACCUCAAGAAAUUCCGGCGAUCACGACGACGAUGACGAGGACAACACCCAUCUGAUCUUACAACCUCAGGAUAACUCUCCUUCCUCCUGCUCUCCAUCACCAGCCUCAGUUUUCAAUCCAUUUCAUCAUCUUCAGGUAAUAAACCCCUUUCUGCAACAAAGAUCUUUAAUCCCGACAGCAAUCCCUCCUCAUGUCGUCACAAAACCCUUUGAGAGCACCUUCGAUUUGGGCUGUGAAAACGGGUUUCUGGACAGCAGUAAUGGAGUUUCUGGCUUCACUGAUCAUUAUAACCAAUUGGGAAUCCCCAAUUCAAACCCUAAUCACACGCAGGUUACAGGUGCAUCCAAUUUAAACCCUUUUUUCGAAUUAGGGUUUGAUGAGGCCUCCAUGAAAGCAGAUUAUUCUUUGCCCUAUUACAACCCUAAGCCACUAGUGAAUAAUUUCUCCACAACUAUUGACAAUCAUAAAAAGGAUUCUUUCAACUUUGGUGACCGUGAAGCCAUUAAUAAUCAAGUUGUAAGCUUGAAUCCAACAGAUCAAAAUGGAGUGAUGAUUAGUGAAAGUAAAAGGAAAUCAAGUAGUGGGAAUGAUGAGGAUGAAGCAAUCAGCAUCGACGAUGAUUCUAGUCUGAAAAACGGCGGCGGCGGCGAAAGUAGCUCGCCGGCGGUGGCCGGAGGCAAUCAGAAAGGGAAGAACAAAGGGCUUCCGGCGAAGAAUUUGAUGGCGGAGAGGCGGAGGAGGAAGAAGCUCAAUGACAGGCUGUUCAUGCUUAGGUCUGUGGUGCCAAAGAUCAGCAAGAUGGACAGGGCUUCAAUACUAGGAGAUGCUGUCGACUACUUAAAGGAGCUUCUGCAGAAGAUUAACAAUCUUCAAACUGAACUAGAAUCCACCCCUUGCAGCAGCUCUUCGCUUGCGCCGCCUGCCGACUUCUUCCCUUUCUCACCUCCAGCUACGCCUUCUCAACUUCCGGCGGCUCAUGUCAAAGAAGAGCAUAGCUUAAGCCCACUGGGACAACCUGCGAGAGUUGAGGUGAACUUAACCGAAGGAAGAGGCGUAAACAUACAUAUGUACUGCGGAUUGAGGCCGGGGAUUCUGCUCGCGGCGAUCAGGGCUAUCGACAGCCUCGGCCUCGACAUUCAGCAAACUGUUAUCAGUUGCUUCAAUGGUUUCGCCAUGGAUGUUUUUCGAGCUGAGCAAUGCAAGGAAAGACAAGAACUCCAUCCUGAUCAGAUAAAGGCUGUGCUUCUUGAUUCACUUGGCUUUCAUGGCGUUUUGUGACCACUUCAAAUACCCCAAAAACAUGUCUGAAUUUUUCUCCAUGUGCUAUGGUCUGUAUUGUCUCAUUUAACAUGAUGUUUUUUUAACUACUUCGUCCAUAUGCUUUGAUACUUCAAAAUUUAAAUUUCUUGAAAAAUA